This is a messenger RNA of Sorghum bicolor (sorghum), 1569 nucleotides long. RefSeq lists its product as uncharacterized. The record is from RefSeq and is a predicted model, not a curated record. NCBI's taxonomy places the organism in Eukaryota, Viridiplantae, Streptophyta, Magnoliopsida, Poales, Poaceae. The transcript is spliced from 4 exons. Bases 218 to 973 code for a protein of 251 amino acids.
CUUGUCGCAGCAGCAGCUGCUGCUGCCUGCUUUCCCCCGGUCUACAAAGACCUCAGCUUUCCUACCUCCACUUCUUUCUUCCAAAGCCUUCGCCUUUUCCUCUCGUCUUCCCUCCCUCCCCCUCCAAAUCCCCCCCUACCCCUACUCUUUCUCUAGCUUUCUCUCCACAUUCUCCCUGCUCUGUGCACCUUGUAGUUUCGGUUGUGGAUCGCCGGAAAUGGCAAUCGACGAUGAAUCGCCGCUCAGAGUCAACACCAGAGGCGGCGCCAUGGGAGGAGGCGGGUGCGACGGGGCGGAGAACCAGCGGUGGCCGCCGUGGCUCAAGCCGCUGCUGGGGACGAGCUUCUUCGGUCAAUGCAAGGUGCACGCGGACGCGCACAAGAGCGAGUGCAACAUGUACUGCCUCGACUGCAUGAACGGCGCGCUCUGCUCCCAGUGCCUCGCCUACCACCGCGACCACCACGCCAUCCAGAUACGGAGGUCCUCCUACCAUGACGUGAUCCGGGUGUCUGAGAUUCAGAAGGUGCUGGACAUCACCGGCGUGCAGACGUACAUCAUCAACAGCGCGCGCGUGGUGUUCCUGAACGAGCGCCCGCAGCCGAGGCCCGGCAAGGGCGUCACCAACACCUGCGAGGUAUGCGAGCGCAGCCUCCUCGACACCUUCCGCUUCUGCUCCCUCGGCUGCAAGAUCGUCGGGACCUCCGGCGACUUCCGCAUCCGGAAGAAGCACGUCGUCGUUACGAAGAAGAAGAAGCAGGCCCAGCACCAGCACCAGCACAGGGGCGCGGCGGCGGCGUCGGAGUCGGAGGACGACUCGUCCACCAGCACCAGCGGCGGCAGCGACAAGAGCAGCGUGGUGCAGAGCUUCACCCCGUCGACCCCGCCGGCGACUGCCAACAGCUUCCGCACCGGGAAGCGGCGCAAGGGCGUGCCGCACCGGUCGCCGUUCGGCAACCUCAUGGUGGAGUUCUAGACCACCAAUACCAAAGGCGCGGCUCCGAUUCCACCAGAAACAGCGGUACACCACUGUAGCAUACGCACUUCUACAUACCAUCUAUAGGUGUUUGCCGGAUCGACCGGUCUACAUACAUAGCCAGCCAAAAGGAGCUAGUAGUAGCAAGCAAUAACCAAGGGUCCCACUGCACGCCCGCGCUUCUGGACGAGACGAGGAGGCCGGUGCAAUGCGGCACGUACGGGUACGGUUACUUCCAUAGCAGUUACAUAAUGCAAGUUCACACUGUGCUAGUAACAACGGUUUGGGUUUGGUGCCUCUGAAAGGAAACGAGGUAGUUGUAGCAGUUACUCUUGUCGUCAUCAGCCAGUCACUACUAAGUUUUGCAAGUUUUACCUAUAUAGGUGUUUUCCUAGUUUUACUUUUUACCGGCGGUGCUUGAUAUAAGUAGUAGAAAUGUACAUAUACAUAUAAUACUGUCACAGAUGGGGGGGAAUGGUGUAGGAGUGUAGCUUCCCAGUGUUCAUAUUCGUGUUUGCCUUUGUUGCCUGUAAUAAAAAGGAUAAGAAAAGAAUGCUGCUCCUGGAUGGCCUUCAAUGUCAAGGGUUUGUGUAGUA